Molecule: messenger RNA, 1485 nt
Organism: Aphanomyces invadans
Lineage: Eukaryota; Oomycota; Saprolegniomycetes; Saprolegniales; Verrucalvaceae
Exons: 4
Coding region: 64-1365 (433 amino acids)
Source: RefSeq, a predicted model, not a curated record
GGCAUCCGCACCAUCGACUUCCCUCGAGGGGUUCCACCACCGACUCGACAGCGCCAUCCAUCCAUGGCCCUGCGAGCCCAAGACGACGUGGUGUACUCGCACACGACGAGCGGGCACAUCAGUGGAGGGUUUGGCUCCUCCCAGUCGCCCAAGGGAAAAGUAAAAAAGCACAAGAAGAUGGCAACGCCGGUCGGUGCGACGUCGCCCCAGGCCGCGCGAGCCCAACACUUGUUGGUGCAGGCAAACACGUUCCUCGUCUCGGCGCAGUCCGAAGUAUAUGCGAUCGAAGGCGCGAUGAAGAAUGUCCGUCACGCUCUCGAUGCAUUCCAGGUCCUUUUUGACAAGCAGAUUCACCUGUGUGCCGACACCGCGUCCCUCAAAGUCGCCCGGAUGAAAGCCGACUUGAUGGACAUGGUCGACGCCAUCAAGAAUUCGACGUCCGACUUGGAAGGGUCGUCGAGUCGGCUGCAAAAAGCCAUCCACGGCGCCAAGCGAUCCGUGCACGUGAAUCAAUCAGCCCUCCACCGCCCCCUCCGAGGUUGCCACCCCUUCGACGUCCUUGUCGACAUGGACCGCCAUCACGUCACCACGUCCCGCCCAUGGCCGGAAAAUUCGCUCGCGGCGAGUUCCUCGACCAGCGCCGUCGAUGGCCGUGCCGCGCCCCCUCUAUCGCUGUGGGAGACGCUGUUUUCACCACCCGGAACGACCACACUGCCCAAAGAACACGUGUCUGUCGUAUUUGACAAACUGGCCUUUCACGCCAAGCCAGGCCUGGGCAAGAAGGACGUGCUGGUGUUUUUUCGUGAAUUGAUGCAUUGGAGCCUCGUCCACGGCCACCACGGCAUGCCGUUCUUGGAUCGGUCGCACAACAAAACCCACUCGACGCGGUAUGCGUCGAUUUUGACGACGGCUGCGUGGGAGGAACUCCAGUCGCAGCACCUCCUCGUGGCCCACGACAAUGGCGGACCAGACCAGCCCCGCAACUACAACGCCACGGACCAGCCUGACGAUCUUGGAGACAGCCCCACGGUCGUCUCGACCGCCCGCUUGGAAGAGUUUGUGACGUCGAGUACCUUUGCGCACUUGGUACACACCCUCAGCGCCAAGCUCAACUUUGCGUCGUCGCCUCCAAAAAGUGCUCCCACGCGUACUGCAACUCCGCCGAAAGACGUGUCGUCGACUACGGCGGCGGAGAACACGCUCUCCAUGGCCAAGCUCCUCCACGACUUGGCGAACGCCGAGUGCGAGGCCAAAAACGGCUUCAAGCUGUCCGUGCGGUCGAACGCUGUUCGGUCCAAAGAGUUUUCCAAGGCAUUUCUCACCGCGUCCAAGGAAUUGCUGGAGAAGGAAACGACGCUGAAUUGAACGGCCUGACAGUGCUCGAGCGCGCUCGUCGUGCGCCCCCCCCUCCUCCAUGCCACACAAUAUCUAUUCAUGCUUUGCAAUACCGCACGAUGUAAACCACAUCACACACGUUUUCGCGCU